GCCUGCAGUACCCCCACCCUUCCCCGCCCUUCCCGCUCCUCCCCUCCCUCCUUCUCUCCUUCCGUUCCUCCCUCCUACCGUCCGUCCCCCCAUCUCUGCUCAGCUUCUCCACAGCGCGGCUCCGACACCCGAAGGGACAGAAGCGGGCGCAGGAGCCCCGACAGGCAGCAGCGGAGGAGUGGGACGGUCAGUCCAGCGGCGGCCUCCGCAUGGCCCUUCCGUGAGAGGCUGGACCCAGCGACUGGGGCCAGGAGCGGUCUAGUGGAGUCCCAGGAGCUGCCAGCACUGGGUAGAAGCAGUGUCUGCCAUGGAUGAGGAUAAGCUCCCAUCUGUACUACCUGGGGAAGAUGGUGCCACUUGGGACCCCAGCCUGGAGCCUGAAGAGGAGCCUGGGGACCAGAACGGAAUGACAGCCAGUGAGGACCUGAAUAGUAGCCACAACACCACAGGACAUGAGAUAAGGGGCACUCUGAUGGACACUGAGGAGCCCGCCAAGGUCCCAGACAUGGCCCUCCACAGCCUCGGCCUUGGCCUCUCCCUCACCAAUGGCCUAGCCCUGGGGCCAGACUUGAACAUUCUGGCGGAUUCCACAGAGUCCAGACCCUGGAGGGCUGGUGGGCUGGCGGAAGGGGAUGAUGCCUCCAGGAGCCUUUGUCCAGACACUGAGGACCCUCAGCUGGGGCUGGAUAGCCCUGGAGGGCCAGAUGUGCGGGACGGCUUCAGUGCCACGUUUGAGAAGAUUGUGGAGUCGGAGCUGCUGCGAGGUACCCAGUACAGCAGCCUCGACUCCCUAGAUGUACUGAGCCUCACAGACGAGAGCGACAGCUGCGUCAGUUUUGAGGCCCCCCUCACACCCCUUAUCCAGCAGCGGGCGCGUGACAGCCCUGAGCCAGGGGCUGGCUUGGGCAUUGGGGAUAUGGGGCCCGAGGGGGACAUGGGAGCAGCUGGUGGUGAUGGGGAGCUGGGCAGCCCCCUGCGGCGCUCCAUCUCCAGCAGCCGCUCAGAGAAUGUUUUGAGCCGCCUGUCUCUCACGGCCAUGCCCAAUGGCUUCCAUGAAGAUGGACCCCGGGGCCCAGGCGGGGAUGAAGAGGAGGAGGAGGAAGAAGAGGAGGAGGAGGAAGAAGAGGAGGAGGAGGAGGAAGAAGACACAGACAAGUUGCUGAACUCAACCAGCGACCCCAGUCUAAAGGAUGGCCUGUCGGACUCAGACUCAGAGCUGAGCAGCUCAGAGGGGCUAGAGCCUGGCAGCACAGACACACUGGCCAAUGGGUGCCAGGGGGUCAGUGAAGCUGCUCGCCGGCUGGCUCGCCGCCUCUACCAUCUCGAGGGCUUCCAGCGCUGUGACGUUGCCCGGCAGCUGGGCAAGAACAACGAGUUCAGCAGGCUGGUGGCCGGGGAGUACCUCAGCUUCUUUGACUUCUCAGGCCUGACUCUGGACAGAGCGCUCAGAACCUUCCUGAAGGCCUUCCCACUGAUGGGGGAGACGCAGGAGCGUGAGCGGGUUCUUACUCACUUCUCUCGCCGGUAUUGCCAGUGCAACCCUGAUGACAGCACCUCGGAAGAUGGGAUCCACACGCUCACCUGUGCCCUGAUGCUGCUCAACACGGACCUGCAUGGACAUAACAUUGGCAAGAAGAUGUCCUGCCAGCAAUUCAUUACCAACUUGGACCAGCUGAAUGAUGGCCAAGACUUUUCCAAAGAUCUGCUGAAGACCCUUUACAACUCCAUCAAGAAUGAAAAGCUGGAAUGGGCCAUUGAUGAGGAUGAGCUGAGGAAAUCACUGUCUGAGCUGGUGGAUGACAAGUUUGGGACAGGCACAAAGAAGGUGACACGGAUCCUGGAUGGUGGCAACCCCUUCCUGGAUGUCCCGCAGGCUCUCAGCGCCACCACCUACAAGCAUGGUGUGCUGACCCGGAAGACUCACGCCGACAUGGAUGGCAAAAGGACGCCCCGUGGGAGGCGUGGCUGGAAGAAAUUCUACGCAGUGCUCAAAGGGACCAUCCUGUACCUGCAGAAGGAUGAGUACAGGCCUGACAAAGCUUUGUCUGAGGGUGACUUGAAGAACGCCAUUCGCGUGCACCAUGCUCUGGCCACCAGGGCCUCUGACUACAGCAAGAAGUCCAAUGUGCUCAAGCUGAAGACGGCCGACUGGAGGGUCUUCCUGUUCCAGGCACCGAGCAAGGAAGAAAUGCUGUCCUGGAUUCUUAGGAUCAACCUGGUGGCCGCCAUCUUCUCAGCCCCGGCCUUCCCAGCGGCUGUCAGUUCCAUGAAGAAGCUCUGUCGCCCCCUGCUGCCCUCCUGCACCACUCGCCUCUGCCAGGAGGAGCAGCUGCGUUCUCAUGAGAAUAAGUUGAGGCAGGUGACUGCAGAGCUGGCUGAGCACAGUUGUCACCCAGUUGAGAGGGGCCACAAGUCCAAGGAGGCGGAGGAGAACCGACUGAAGGAGCACUAUCUCAUGUUUGAGAAAAGCCGUUAUGAGACCUAUAUCCACCUCCUGGCUGUGAAAAUCAAAGUGGGUUCAGAUGACUUGGAGCGGAUUGAGGCCCGGCUGGCCACCCUGGAAGGAGAUGAUCCUUCUCUCCGCAAGACCCACUCGAGCCCUGCCCUCAGCCAGGGCCAUGGAACUGUGACUGGCAGCAAAGCCACGAAGGAUACCACUGAGCCUGAUACUUAGCUGGCAUGAAUGGGCAGGUCUCAGAGGCAGGCAGAUGCCCCAGAAGGGUCAGUGAGCACAAUUCCAUCCAGGGGUCACUCGGACCUGCUCCAGGCAGUUGACGGGCAACCAGAGGGGUGUGGAGAGGCUCAUGGACCAAGGAGAUGAAGAUGCUGUUCAUGGCGUCGAUCUUCUUGCAUCCUGGAACUUCUCUGGGCCUCAGACCCUCUCCCCAGCCCUUGCUUCCCUCUCCAGCACAGAGCCUCAUUUUGCAGGCCAGUUGUGUGCAUGCUCUAGACACCAUCUCACUGGAGAAGUGGGAAUGGUGCUUGACUUCCAGGCCCUUGUCUUCUCACAGGUUCCUCCUCAUCCCUUGUUUCCGAGGGCAGGUCUUGACUCCAGGUCUCAACUUGGACCCCCACCCUUUUUCCUCCUCCUUCCUCUGAGUUGACCAGCAGCAGGUCUGCAGACCACCAGCACCAUCCUCUCCUUCCUCUACCCAGCAGUCUCUGGAACCAUGCUUCGUACUCCCUGACAUCGCAAUAAUCCAGGACCCUGGCCUGCUCUCUCCAUGCCAAGCUGUCUCUGCUCACGUGUGCUUCCACCUCAUCUUCCAUCCAUUGAGGCCACUACUGAUUUCUUUUAUAUGGACAUAAAUGUAUAUAUAUAAGAAUUAUAUAUAUAUAUAUAAUUAUAUAUAAGGACCCCCUUUAAAGAUGGUUUUGGAACUGAUAAUCAGAGGAUGAAAUAAGAUGAAGGAAAAGCCUAUUUCAGAACUCUGCCUGUUAGCGAGGAGGACUGCUAUCUGGCCCCCUGGUGGCUCUGACACUCUGGGAGGGAAGGUGGAGAUAGUACUGACCUCCUCUCACCCCAUUUUUUCCCUCUUCCGGCUGACCUGUGACUUACACUGCUCUUACCGUUGAUGUUUUGGAAUAAAUAGACAGUGGGUGUGUGUGCCACCCCAUCAGUCCCACAGGCAUCCUGGUGUGUGAGUGGGAUGGGACCAUGGCUCUGUUUAUGUUUUGGUCUUUAUAUUGGUGCUGUCAGGUCUCUGAGUUCCAGAGGUGGCCUCGUGUACAGAUCUACUGCUACAGGAAUAAAAGACACUCUGCCUUGCAAAUAGCCACUUGUCAACAAGCCCAAAGAUAUUUGGUGGGGGAAAGUUAUGGAAGCUAUUAAUCCUUGGUCUUGGGAAAAGGUGGAAUGACAAGUUGCUGAUUGUUUUUUAGGUUGAUAUUUCUUUUACUCUUUUAGUGACUCAGAAACGCUAGCUAAGGACAUGUCUGGGAAAAAUAGAGAAAUUUGCCACGUGAUGAUCACAGACAAGCAUCCUUUAAACCCCACAUUCCUCAGAUUGACAAGUAGUGGGGUGAUGGCAGCCACAAUGCAGCUAUGAUGAGUAAAUCCUUUCUAAAUUUUAAAUAGAUUACUAUAGUUUGGCCAGCAAUUUGACCUCAGUGGUAGCAUAUUUAGUUAGUACCGUAAGUCAACCUUGCAACUAAAUACCCAACAUUUACAAACCCACUCAUGUUAGAUGCAAGGGACAUGUGAAUUUAUGGAGAGAUGUAGUGAUUUAUAUCCAGAUUAUUUAAUUUGGAUCAGAUAAAGUGUAUUUUAUAACCAAACCAUCCGACCCCUUAAUUUUGCCGAGGGGAAGUAAAUGUUCAUUUAAGUGAACCUGAAAGAGCAAUGUGGCAAUAUAAAGAGCUUUCUGUACUUUCUCCAUGCUGUCUCAAAGGUCCUUUGAGCUUUGGUGUCAGCUUCCCAUCCUCUACCUCACGAGGGCUGGUGAGUGAAAGCAGAGGACUGAGCUCUGUCUAUUGCAGACAGACGUGCUUCCCUGAGCACUAGUUGUGUCUCCCACCAGUAAAAAAAUAUUUAGUUCA
Messenger RNA from Hipposideros armiger (great roundleaf bat), 4539 nucleotides. RefSeq names its product pleckstrin and Sec7 domain containing 2 (gene PSD2). Gene Ontology annotation, biological process: regulation of ARF protein signal transduction. The transcript has 15 exons. The record is from RefSeq and is a predicted model, not a curated record. The coding region runs from base 308 to 2674 and encodes 788 amino acids. Gene Ontology annotation, molecular function: protein binding; guanyl-nucleotide exchange factor activity; phospholipid binding. NCBI's taxonomy places the organism in Eukaryota, Metazoa, Chordata, Mammalia, Chiroptera, Hipposideridae.